AUGCAGUCAAAAAUCAGUCCUUUGCCGUUCAAGAAUCUCCUACCUCCCAAGCAAAGACGACCGCAGCCGUUUGAUUCGAUCCCCAACACCACACAACUCCAAAACUCCAAAGCUUGGAAUAUUUUCCGGCGAAACUGUAGCCGGAGCCAAUCGUAUCGAUCGAUGGGUUCAAACGACGAGUUGCCAGAGGCCACGGUUCAGAACAUACUUGACCAGGACUCGCUCAAGUGGAUUUUCGUCGGCGGCAAAGGCGGCGUGGGCAAGACAACCUGCAGCUCGAUACUGUCCAUACUCCUCGCGCGCGUGCGGCAAUCUGUGCUCAUAAUCUCCACCGACCCCGCGCAUAACCUGAGCGAUGCGUUUCAGCAGAAGUUCACCAAGACGCCGACCCUCGUCAAUGGCUUCUCCAACCUGUAUGCCAUGGAAGUUGAUCCGAAUGUGGAACAUGAAGACAGUCUUGGUUCGGAUGCUACUGAUGGAUUUAUGUCUGAAUUAGCAAAUUCAAUCCCAGGAAUUGACGAGGCUAUGAGUUUUGCUGAAAUGCUCAAGCUAGUUCAAACUAUGGAUUAUUCCACCAUAGUAUUCGAUACAGCUCCAACUGGCCAUACUCUCCGGCUGCUACAGUUUCCUUCAACAUUAGAAAAAGGACUUUCCAAGGUCAUGAGUUUGAAGAAUAGGUUUGGUGGUCUGUUGAGCCAGAUGACUCGUCUCUUUGGUGUUGAAGAAGAGUUCGGUGAGGAUGCUAUCCUUGGAAAGCUUGAGGGCCUGAAAGAUGUGAUUGAAAAAGUGAACGAGCAGUUCAAAGAUCCAGAUUUGACAACAUUCGUCUGUGUCUGCAUCCCAGAAUUCCUUUCUCUUUACGAAACAGAACGCCUUGUCCAGGAGCUCACAAAAUUCGAGAUCGAUACACAUAACAUCAUUAUCAACCAAGUAAUUUACGAUGAUGAAGUUGUUCAAUCAAGAUUGCUCAAAGCUCGAAUGCGAAUGCAGCAAAAAUACUUGGAUCAGUUUUACAUGCUAUACGAUGAUUUUCACAUUACUAAGCUGCCUUUGCUACCUCAAGAGGUUUGUGGGGUUGAUGCCUUGAAAGCAUUUUCCUGCAACUUUUUAUCACCUUAUAAACCAUCGAUUACCCGAGGAACAGUUGAAGAGCUCGAGCUGAGGGUAUCGACACUAAGAGAGCAGCUCAAAGAUGCUGAAACCGAACUCGAAAAACUGAGAAAGGGUAAAGAAAAAGUUUAG
Messenger RNA from Striga hermonthica, 1242 nucleotides. The record is from the annotation of a GenBank genome assembly. Lineage: Eukaryota; Viridiplantae; Streptophyta; Magnoliopsida; Lamiales; Orobanchaceae.